GCGCAGGAGGAGCGCUCCGCCGGCUACAACGCUCCGCGAGCCGGCGCGGCAACACCUGUUCGCGGCAGCCAGGGCGGCACGCGAGCUCCCGGACGCGGCUCUGCUCGCCCGCCGCUCGCCACCCGUUCUGAGCCAAUGGACAUCUGCCGGACCUCUGGAGAAUUCCGGAUACUAGCUUUGGACGCCUGAAGUUUCUUCUUCUUUUUGUAUUAUUGUGUUUUUGAGGGGGGGACCGGGAGGGUCGAUGUGUCGCCGCCACCAACGUGAGAUUUUUUUUCCCCUUGAAGGAUUCAUGCUGAUGUCUGCAGAGUCGGUCAGAGAGUAAAAACGGCGCAUGCCUUCCUGGAGUCGGGAUCCGUAAAUUCUGACGUAGCCCGUGCAUCUUAAAAUCCCUAUAAUAACGCCCAGGCAUUUAAGUUGCUAUGGUCAUUCUCAUCUCAAACCAAAUGGAGAAACUACAGAUUUUUUUCCUUAUUACGGUCGGAUGGGAUGAAGACCUUCCUGCCUACUAAGAGCUGGGGAUCUAUCCAUAGAGAUACAUAGAUAUGUUUAUCAGUAUGUCAGUGUGUGAGUAUAAAGUGGUGGUUUCUUAGAUUAUCAGUGGUUUGACCUUGAACCUGUGCCAGUGAAACAGCAGAUUACUUUUAUUUAUGCAUUUAAUGGAUUGAAGAAAGGACCUUUUUUUUUUUCUCUCUCUGCAACUGCAGUGAGGGAGGGGAGUUGGAUAUACCUCGUCUAAUAUCUUCUCCUGGGUCGACACCAUCAUUAUUGUUUAUUCUUGUGCUCCAAAAGCCGAGUCCUCUGAUGGCUCCCUUAGGUGAAGUUGGGAACUAUUUCGGUGUACAGGAUGCGGUACCGUUUGGAAAUGUGCCCGUGCUGCCGGUGGACAGCCCGGUUUUGUUAAGUGACCACCUGGGUCAGUCCGAAGCAGGGGGGCUCCCCAGGGGACCCGCAGUCACGGACUUGGAUCAUUUAAAGGGGAUUCUCAGGCGGAGGCAGCUAUACUGCAGGACUGGAUUUCACUUAGAAAUCUUCCCCAAUGGCACUAUCCAGGGAACCAGGAAAGACCACAGCCGAUUUGGCAUUCUGGAGUUUAUCAGCAUAGCGGUCGGCCUGGUCAGCAUCCGCGGUGUGGACAGUGGACUCUACCUCGGGAUGAAUGAGAGAGGGGAGCUGUAUGGAUCAGAAAAACUAACCCAAGAGUGUGUAUUCAGAGAACAGUUUGAAGAAAACUGGUAUAAUACGUACUCAUCGAACCUGUAUAAACACGUGGACACUGGAAGGCGAUACUAUGUUGCAUUAAAUAAAGACGGGACUCCAAGAGAAGGGACCAGGACUAAACGGCACCAGAAAUUCACACAUUUUUUACCUAGACCAGUGGACCCGGACAAAGUACCUGAACUAUAUAAGGAUAUUUUAAGCCAAAGUUGACAAAGACAAUUUCUUCACUUGAGCCCUUAACAAAGUAACCACUAUAAAGGUUUCAUGCGGUGGGUUCGUAUUGAUUAGCUGUGUCAUCACAUCAGCUCCACUGUUGCCAAACUUUGUCGCAUGCAUAAUGUAUGAUGGAGGCUUGGAUGAGAACAUGCUGAUUUUCUUCUGCACUUAAAGGCUCCUUCUCCUGGAGUGCUGCCUAGGGCCACUUGCUUGAUUGAUUGUGAAAGAAGAGGAGAGAGAGGCUGAGCGAGAGAGGUAUGAGUGUGUGAGUGGAUGAGGAGCAGGGGAACCGAAAGUAGCAAAGGCGGAGAGGACAGCAGCCUCAUGCAUGCGGGGACAGACACGCUUUUACAUUUUGAUCAGCUGUACUUCAUCCUGCAUCAGCACAGCUGCCACACUUCAACUCAUCAGGAUUUUGGCUGGUGGCCUGCGCAAAGGUACGCUGCACUUUCAAAGGCAUGGAGGGUGCAGUCUUACUUAAAAGACUUUUUCAGUUCUCACUGGCAUCAUCCCAGUGACUUAAAGCAAAGACCUCUUAGUAAAAGAAAAAAAAAAAGAAAAAAGAAAAAAAAGAAAAAAAAAUUAAAUUUAUUUAUAGAAAUUCCAAAGGC
Cynocephalus volans (Philippine flying lemur) is the source of this 2048-nucleotide messenger RNA. It is a transcript of the gene FGF9, whose product is annotated as fibroblast growth factor 9. The record is from RefSeq and is a predicted model, not a curated record. Gene Ontology annotation, molecular function: growth factor activity; fibroblast growth factor receptor binding. Lineage: Eukaryota; Metazoa; Chordata; Mammalia; Dermoptera; Cynocephalidae. Gene Ontology annotation, cellular component: cytoplasm. Gene Ontology annotation, biological process: positive regulation of gene expression; positive regulation of protein phosphorylation; lung development. The transcript has 3 exons. The coding region runs from base 805 to 1431 and encodes 208 amino acids.